AUGGUUUCGCCAUUUUUACCAGUUCAGAUCAGUUGCUCCUCCUCGACAGGUGGAUAUUGGAAGGAAUGUAACGGCGUGUUUUAUUAUUUUAGUGCUAAGAAAUAUAACUGGGAUGACUCUUUGCAAUUUUGCGGUCAUUUAGCAGACGACACUCAUGUAGCUGACCUUGGCAAACAGCCGGUAGAUUUAGCAAAAAGUUGUAGCUUUGAUUUAAAAGACAAUAGGCAAUACUGGAUAGAAUGCUGGUACGGGCAGGCACAGAGCGAUUGUACAACAUUAAAAAAGCAAAGGCAAAAAUUAGAACGCCGUCUAACAUCAUGCAAUACCAUCGCAUAUCCUAUAUGCGGAACAAGAAAAAGGCCUAUCAAAGCACUGCCAACAGACAAAAAAUCAACACCCGCACUAACAUCGAAGAAACCUACGCGCGCACAAAUAACAAAAGGCUUAAAAACCACAUCAACAACGCAUGUUCAGGCAACAACAUCUCGAAACACGGUGCAAGCAACAACAAAGGUAACACAUGUACCAACAACAAGAACGUUAACGCGUGCGCCAUCAACAAGAAAAUCUACACGGACACAUACAACAAAACCGACCACACAGGCACCGAUAACAAGAACGAAAAAGCAUCUGCAAACAACAAUAAACUUAACACAAUUGUUUUCAAUAAGAACAAAGAAGCAAACGAAUACUCCAAAACCAAAAAUGUCAAAGCAUGUAGCAGCCAGUAAAAAGUCAAUGUUUCCGCCUACAACAAAAUUGUCAAAGAACGCGCCAACAGCAAAAACGUUAAGCAAUGCGGCAACAUUUAGAAAUUCAAAACAUAAGCAAACAAUGAAUAAGUCAAAGUCUAUGUCAGUAGCUCGAAAUAUAACGCAUGCAACCAAAACGGUAGCGAUCGUACCAAUAACAAGACAGUCAUUGCACACACAGACAACAAAAACGCCAACAAAGGAACACACAGAAAUAAAAACAACAGAGACACAAACAGCAAAACAUACAACAGAGGCACAGACAGCAAAACAUACUUCAUACUAUCAGCAAGCCACGUGGAAGACAAAAAGGACAACAACGACAGUGCCGCCAACAACAGGAACAGGCAUGGACAAGAUUUAA
Molecule: messenger RNA, 1116 nt
Organism: Ruditapes philippinarum (Manila clam)
Lineage: Eukaryota; Metazoa; Mollusca; Bivalvia; Venerida; Veneridae
Exons: 3
Coding region: 1-1116 (371 amino acids)
Source: RefSeq, a predicted model, not a curated record